This is a messenger RNA of Homalodisca vitripennis (glassy-winged sharpshooter), 3969 nucleotides long. RefSeq names its product ATP-binding cassette sub-family G member 4-like. Lineage: Eukaryota; Metazoa; Arthropoda; Insecta; Hemiptera; Cicadellidae. The record is from RefSeq and is a predicted model, not a curated record. Gene Ontology annotation, molecular function: ABC-type transporter activity; ATP binding; ATP hydrolysis activity. Gene Ontology annotation, cellular component: plasma membrane. Bases 103 to 2331 code for a protein of 742 amino acids. The transcript is spliced from 14 exons.
AUAUUCCAGUCAUGUCCCGGCGGCGGACCUGAGCGGUGUGACCUUCAUGACUAGCUCAGAGCGCGUGUGUAACCACUGGCCAGAGUUGUCUGUGCCAGCAAGAUGAAGCGUGCUUACAGGUAUAUGCGCUUGUCUACCAGUUCACGGUCAGACAUGGAGGCGACACAGCCAACACAUGUAGUGUUGGAGUUUCGAGAUCUUUGCUACAGCCCUCCCGGUCAAGAGGAGAAGGUGAUCCUAAAAAAUGUGAAUGGUAGAUUUCGCCCGUUUAAGGUGUCGGCCAUCCUUGGACCCUCUGGCGCCGGCAAAACCUCUCUGCUCAACAUCCUUACUUGUAACAGGUGGGCCGGGGUGCAGGGGAAUGUCACAGUCAACGGGCAGCCCUGGAACCGCUCCCAGUUCCGCAGAUUAUGCUGCUACAUCACCCAAGAGUUUGCCAUGAUGGAGCUCCUCACUGUCAGAGAAACACUGCAGAUAGCGGCCAACCUCAAACUACCCGGAAAGAUCUGGUGUGCGAAAAGGAAAGUUCAGAUAGAAGAUAAAGUCGAUGAGAUCCUCGAGCUGCUGAUACUGAAGAAGGAGCAGAAGACCCAAGUCCGGUAUCUGUCAGGGGGCGAGAAAAAGCGACUGUCCAUUGGAGUCGAGCUGAUAACCAACCCUCCAGUUAUGUUCUUUGACGAGCCAACUAGUGGGCUGGACAGCAGUGCCUCGCUGAUGGUGAUGGAACAUCUGCAGUCACUGGCUCAGACAGGUAUCACAGUGGUGGUGGUCAUCCAUCAGCCCAGCUCCCGGUGUUUCCAGUACUGCGAUGACGUACUGCUACUGUCUUGUGGGCGUUCUCUCUUCAACGGUCCCGCUAACACGCUGGCUGAUACGUUCGCCACUCUAGGCUACCACUGCCCCCCGUUCUUCAACAUAGCCGAAUUUGCGGUGGAGGUCGCCAACAUGAAACCAGAUCAGGUGAAGCAUCUGGUGGACAACGCUCAGGAGUUCUACCGUGGACGCAGUGGGGACUUCUUCUCUGAGUUGGCCAGGAGAUCAUUGAAAGGGGUAGGCGACGACCCGACCAGCGAAAUGAGUCCCAUGUUGAUAGGAGAAGACAAGCAUCACAAAAUCACCAUCCAAAGACAAAGUUCCUCCAACAUUCAAGGUUACCCGAUCUCCACAUUCGCUCAGUUCUGUACAUUCUUUAUUUAUAUUAUAGUCGAGUGUUUUGUGCAGGUCCCAUACAAUGUUACUCCAACAUUCAAGCCGAGUGUUUUGUCCAGGUCCCAUGUUGAUAGGAGAAGACAAGCAUCACAAAAUCACCAUCCAAAGACAAAGUUCCUCCAACAUUCAAGGUUACCCGAUCUCCACAUUCGCUCAGUUCUGUACAUUCUUUAUUUAUAUUAUAGUCGAGUGUUUUGUGCAGGUCCCAUGUUGAUAGGAGAAGACAAGCAUCACAAAAUCACCAUCCAAAGACAAAGUUCCUCCAACAUUCAAGGUUACCCGAUCUCCACAUUCGCUCAGUUUUGUAUAUUGUUCAAGAGGUGUACAUUGUGCAUCAACAGGGAUUUGCAACUGUCCCGAGUCCGACUCACAACCCACGCUGUAGUCUCCCUCCUGCUCGGUAUACUAUUCUACAACUUCGGCACAGACGCAAGCAAAGUUUAUGGCAACUUUUCUUUCAUUUUCUUCAACGUGUUGUUCGUUUUCUUUGCCACUUCGAUGCCGACGAUCUGCACGUUUCCGAAAGAAGCCGAUGUGUUCCUGAGGGAACAGUCUAACAACUGGUACCCCAUCCGGGCCUACUACUUCGCUAAGAUCCUGGCAGAUCUUCCUCUUCAGAUUCUUUGCCCGACGAUAUUUGUGGCUGUUGGAUGGUACAUGACCGGACAGCCGCUGGUACUGUACCGAUUCGGCAUGUUGUGGCUGGUAAGCGUGUUGGUAGCAGUACUGGCCCAGACCAUCGGUAACGCUUGUGGUGCUGCACUCACUGUCGAGACGGCGUUAUUCAUAGUUCCUUCAUCCACAAUCCCAGUUCUUCUCUUGUCCGGGUUCUUCGUCACCAUGAAGGAUCUGUACGCACCCUUCCAGGUGUUGGCGGAGUUCAGUUACUUCAAGUUCGCAUUCGAGGCCGCAUGUCAGAGCGUGUUCGGGUACGACAGGCCGAAACUUGCCUGCUCACAGCCAUAUUGUCACUACAAGCAGCUCAGUAAGUUCCUACAUGACAUCGGCAUGUCCGACUUCACAUUCUGGCACAACAUCGUGUGUCUCGCCACUUGGAUAUUCGUGAUGCAGUUAUUCCUGUACAUUCUGUUACGGUGGAGAGUAUCCCAAGCUAAGGUUUAAGUCCGGACUUGCUUACUCAAGAGGUGUAAUUUUUACACUAAGGAUAUAAUAUAAUAACUCCUACCUAUGUUGAGUGAUAGUAGUGCCUACUACAAUUGUUAAAACUAUGUUUCAUGCAGAAAAGUUUCUGAGGUACAAAUAGCUAAAGACCUAUUAUCCUCUUAACAAUCAAAGCAUAACACUUAUUUUAUUAAUGCUGAUAAUGAAUCAUAAACGAAUUCAAUUCCAAAUAUGCUUAUUUAUCAACACUUAUUUUCAAAGACGAACGCAGUUGACAUUAAAUCGUUCAUGUGCAAUAUUAUUUGUUAUUUUUCAGUAAGGAAUUAAUUAGAUAAGGUUAAAUGAGAACACUUUAUGUUACUGAUUUAAUCAUAGUUCGGUUAAUUGUUUUAUUCUAAAUUGUUGUGAAAUAUUUUAUAUAAAGUAAACCGUACUCAUGUUUUCAUAUAUGUUCACUAAUAAAAAUAGAUUUUUAUGAAUUAAUAUUUAAUAUACGACCAAAGUGUUGAUAUUACUUUUAAUGUUAGGGUAUGUACAACUUUGACAAAUAAUGUAUAUUGUAUAUAUUGUCUAUAUCUAUAUUGUUAUCAUUAUUAACAUUACAAGACAAUCUUUUAAUAGAUAAAACUUUAGUUUGUUUAGAGAUUACUUAGUUGUAGGUUUUUUAAUGUUUAUGUAUGUGUACAGUUAUAUACACAUUUUGUAUCAACUGCUUGAAUAAGAUAAGGCUAUGAGUUUAUAUCCUAUUGCUUCAUGGCUGACAAUGCUGUUGUAUUUGUAAAUACAUCGUUUUUAUGCCAAUUAUAUUUGGUAUAUUAUGUUGUUUAGUCGUGUUAGUUAUAUUAUAUAUUUUAUUCAAAGAACAAUUCAAAAUACAUCUUUGAUUUCAUAUAAUACGUUGACUGAGUUUAUUAAACAAUAAAAUAAUUGUGACGUAAUUAUGUUGUUUAUUCGCUUAUUCAAGUAACAAUAUGCCCCUACAUUGAAGAUAUCCAGUUUUGUUUGUUUUAACACAUGUUAAUGUUGAUAAUUAGUAGGUUAUCUAUUUAUUUUAUAAAUUUUCGUAACAUUAUAACAUUUGAGAAUCAAUACAUAAUAGUCUGUCUGAAUUGAAUUGUGUUAGGAGUUUGAAACGUACUUAACAACAUAUAUUUGUGUAAAUGUUGUUCUUUUAAUGUCGCAAAUUUAAAGUAUUAAAAAAAAAUAUAUUAUAGAGUAAUGGAAUAGAUAUGUAUUUUGUUUUCUCAGAAGUUGUUGUGUACUCAUAGAUGUUGUUCUUAACGCUUAUUGACGUAGCAUUGCUAUUCAAGAAGUUUUAGUAACUCAUUAACACUGAGUUAAUUAAGGGUGCAAAAAUUUACGUUCAUAGCUUUAUUAAAUUUCUAUGUAAUAAAAAAAAAUAAUUUACUUGCAUGUAUUGUAUUAUCACUACAGUUGUUACUUUGUCAGUCACCACAUUGCUUUUCACAUAAUUUUUACAAUAAAUCAUUCCUAUGUUCUAAACAUAAUAAGUAUAUACCAUAAUUGGAUUGUACAAUGACAAUCCCACCACAAUCUGUGAUCUGCUCAGAUGUAAGUGACAAGUAAUUGUGAUAUUCUAAGAUAUUUUUAAAUAAAGACGUUUUGUAUUCUACUGGA